Messenger RNA from Styela clava, 1212 nucleotides. RefSeq lists its product as uncharacterized. The record is from RefSeq and is a predicted model, not a curated record. Gene Ontology annotation, cellular component: membrane. NCBI's taxonomy places the organism in Eukaryota, Metazoa, Chordata, Ascidiacea, Stolidobranchia, Styelidae.
UCAAUGUAGGUCAAAUAACAUGUCUCAUAUCUACGGUAACGUCGAACCACCAGAGGAGACAAACGAAAAUGUUUAUGAGGAUUACAUAAAUCCCACUGCGUCAUCUGGAGCCACAAGGCAAGAUGAUGCUGGUGAAAAAAACUCUGAAAGUAAGAAUCGAAAAAUCAGUUGGUAUAACAUCGCCAUAAGUACUGCUGUCAUCUUAUCUAUUGGACUAGCAUCAUGCGGAAUGAUUUUUGCUGUUCAGAAUAAUAACAGAAUCCAAAAACUAAUGGAGGCAUUGGAAGUGAAAAUUGAGAAUAUUACGACCAAAGUGAUGCACAAUCAUGGAGAAUUGGAGAUGAAAAUGGUAACAAUGGAUAAUCGUAUAAGAAAGAUUGAUACUGAAACCAACUUGAUCCGCGUCAAUCAUGAAGAAUCGGAACAGAAAAUUGAGAAUCUUACGAUCAAAGUGAUGCGCAAUCAUGAAGAACUGAAGGUGAAAAUGCUAACAAUGGAAGAUCAUAUGAGAGAUAUUGAUACUAACACCAACUUGAUUCGCAUAAAUCAUAAAGAUUUUUCUUCUUCUGUGAAGAAUUCCAUCGAUACUAUGAAACUAACUCUGCAUCAUAUAGAAAGUUUAGAAUAUCCAGUAGCUGUGCGAUUGGUUGGAGGAAACAUCACUAAACGUUCAGGUCGUGUUGAAGUUCGUUACAACGACAUAUGGGGGACGAUCUGUGAUGAUGGCUGGGGGCAGGAAGAAUCAAACGUUGUCUGUCACAUGCUUGGUUUCGGAAACGCUUCAAGAUAUUAUAGUAGUGCGCACUUUGGAACGGGGUAUGGGAAGAUAUGGCUCGAUGACGUCAAAUGCACUGGAAUUGAAAGCGACAUUACUUGGUGCCGACAUAUAGGUUGGGGCAAUCACAAUUGUGGUCAUGGCGAAGAUGUUUCCGUUGCCUGCGAUUCUGUGCCGGAAUCAUGAAGUAUGAAAGAAUUAUUUACUAUAUUCAACAUUCUCAAUGAAUGAUACAAUCCUAACCAAACUCAUAUGACGAUACAAUAAAUGAAAUUAUUAACAAAAAUUCUCAAGGCAGUUAUAAUAGCGAUUAUCUGUUUGAAAAACUCAGAUAGAGGUUAUGCAAUGUACACACUUAAACUAGGGUUUGUUGAUUUAAAAAAACUUUGCAAAUAUAAUCCAACUAUAAUCGUUUUAUAACGAUUGGCACAUUUAGA